Messenger RNA from Astrephomene gubernaculifera, 1456 nucleotides. The record is from the annotation of a GenBank genome assembly. NCBI's taxonomy places the organism in Eukaryota, Viridiplantae, Chlorophyta, Chlorophyceae, Chlamydomonadales, Astrephomenaceae.
GUGGCUGGGGCAGGAGGGGCAGCUGGAGCAGAGGGGCGGGUGGUGAUGGAGGCGGUGGACGACCGAGUGAAUGAAAAGGUGGACGUCUUCUCCUUCGGUAUCGUGUUGUGGGAGAUCUGGCGGUGCGGCGAGCAGCCCUACGCGGAGCUGGGCCUGGCGGACAUAUUCGCGGGCGUCAUGACGGGCAGUCUGCGGCCGGGAGUGCCGUUGGACUGCCACCCGCACUGGGCGGAGCUGAUGCAGGCCUGCUGGCACGCCAACCCCCGCCUGCGCCCCGGAUUCAGUGAGAUCGCGGAGCGGUUGGAUGCGCUGCUUGAGCGGGUGAGCGGGGAGGAGGGAGGUUAGGAGGGGGUGUGAGGCCAAAUAGACCAAACCAAACCAAAGGAAACCACGAAUGUGGGGGUAGGGGGAUAGCUGGCGGGAGCUAGCAGGAAAGGUGGAGGAGCAGGAUGGCUAUAAUGGCGGGGCAGCGGUAGGGGGGCAGGCAACUGCGGUUUUGCGGGUUCCUCUCAACGUAUCGCGGGCUGGCAGGACGAAUGUGUACGGCAGUGUAGGCUUACGUGUGACUUGUCAGGGGCUGUCGAUGAUAUCAGCUGAGCGGUGCUGAUUUGUGUGCGAACGGCUGGAUGGCUGGAUUGCUGGAAGGCUAGGCUGCUCGAAUAUCCUGUCCUAUCCUGUUAUUUGCGCGUGCGUGCGCAUUCUCCCUUAUUAUGGUUGUUAGGUUAGUUGCUUGAAGCUUGGAGGUUGCAUUGGUGAGUUCUGGCCGUACAGUUGUUGACCGUUGGUUACUUACACAACGUACAUUACGCUUUACAUAAAUAUCCAUGUUGCAAUUUUGCCUAUAUUUUGCCUCGCGCUUAGGCACAUACAUGAGGUGUGAAUUACCGAGGUUACCUCUCCCAAUCUGUUGUGUUGCAAGAAGGCACAAGAAACAUCUGGUGCGAUAGGGUAUGAUAGCAAUGUUGGUGGGUUGAUGUCUCCCGGGUGCAAUCCUAGCUUGAUAGUUUGCAUAGCUCCGCAGUAUCGUCGAGCAGCACACAUAGGGUAGGAACUUAGCCAGUAGGUCGUGGAGCUGACAGUACAUAGCUGAGGCUAUGAUGACAAAACGAAGAUGAAGACUGCCGCACAUGCAUGCCCUUGUGUUAGUUGUUAGAAUCAUCAGGAGCCACGUUACGUUGCCUUGGAGGCCUUUUGGUUGGUUCAAGGCUACCGUUGGAAGUCAUGAGGAAGUGGAGGAGGAGGAGGGGCUGCGGGGAUAGACACUGUGCAAGCGAGAGGCUUGCGUGUUUGUUACGAAAACUGGCCGCGUGUAGGAACGUACUGGGAUGUCGGAAGAUGAUUUGUGUGUGUAUGCGUGUCGCUAGGGUAGAAUGCGAAAGUUACAAGGGGGACCGGAGCUCCUGAAAGCCGGAAAGCCGGCUAGGGUAGGAGGGGACUCCUGCUGCCGUAAAUGCCG